Aureobasidium namibiae CBS 147.97 is the source of this 732-nucleotide messenger RNA. RefSeq lists its product as uncharacterized. Lineage: Eukaryota; Fungi; Ascomycota; Dothideomycetes; Dothideales; Saccotheciaceae. The transcript has a single exon. The coding region runs from base 1 to 732 and encodes 243 amino acids. The record is from RefSeq and is a predicted model, not a curated record.
AUGUUCCGUCUCAAGAGCCUGGACGCCACUGCUUCAGCCAUCAUCAAUCCUCCACCCAAGCCACGCCCCAUGCCAGGCAUGCCGCUCGUCGAUUGCAGCCUCGCCGACUUCAUCGCCGGCCAGCCUCAAGGUUUCACUCAUGUAGCCGUGGCUGCGGCCGUCUUCCACCAGGAUCGUCUCCUUCUGGUCCAACGUGCCGAGACCGACAGCUAUCCUGGCCAUUGGGAGCUUCCUGGCGGAUCUUCCGACCCCACCGACAAGUCCAUCAGCGAGUCCGUUGCACGCGAGCUGUUCGAAGAGACUGGUCUCCGCAUGAAGCGCAUCCUCUCCGAGAUCCUCCCACCCGUUACCUUCUCAACCGGCUGGGGCAAGCGUCAGAAGACAUGGCUCAAAGUCAGCUUUGUGGUCGAAGUUACUGCAGAGUCCAUGGCACGAGUCGAGAAUCAGAUGGGGAUUCAGGGAGCAGGCCAGGAACUCAUGCGCAAGGAUAGUGUCAUUGCCGUGGAUCCUCCUGCCAUCAAGCUUCACGACCAGGAGCAUCAGAAUUACGUGUGGAUCUCUGCCGAGGAGGUCAUCAAGAACAGAGUGGCAAUGCCAGGCGAGAUUGCCAUGGAGUUCAUCGGCUCGGACAGCGUGUCGACCAUCUUGGAGGCGUUCCGCUUGAACAAGCACAUCCAGAAGGCAGAGAUCGAAGCACUGCAGGUCCUCGGAAUUGAGAACGGAAAGGCUUGA